CCGCCAAUGGGCGCGGGUGCUGCCGGUGACGACGCGGCCCCGCCCCUCCCGGCGCUCGGUUUCUGUUUCGCUCCGGGGCCCGCGGCCGCCGCCGCCGCGAUGGAGCCGCAGCCCGACAGCCUGGAGGGGUGGGUGGCCGUGCGCGACACCGCCUUCGCUGAGCCUCAGCCGCCGCCGCGGCUCCGCUUCCUCGUGGGGUGGAACGGCGCGGAGGGCGCGUUCGCGGUGACCUGCCACGGGCGGGCGGAGGCGGCGGAGCAGGCCCCGCAGAGCUGGGCCGGGCUCUUCUCGGCGCCGGCCCUGCGCGGCGUCCACCGGCAGCUGUCGGCCGUGUGCCCGCGCCUGGAGCCCGCCUUCCCCGAGCUGCCGCCCGCGCUGCCCGGCGCGGCCUCCGGCGGGCUCUGGGCCGUGCUGUUCCCCGGCGGCGCCGCGCCGGAUGAGGCCGAGCUGCAGGAGCUGUGCCGGGCGCUGGAGCUGUACCUGGGCUGGGCCCUGGAGCUCUGCGGCGGCCGCGUGGUGCUGGACGCGCUCUUCGCCGCCGACCGCUGCUGCGACGACGAGUACUUCGAGAGCCUCCACGAGCUCCGCGGGAAGGCCCUGCGCGGCCACCUGGCCCGGGCCAAGGAGGCCCUGCGGCGGGUUCUGCAGCAGCAUAAAAGUGCUGACACAAUGGUGGCUUUGAUGAAGGUUUAUGAAGAAGAAGAUGAAGCUUAUCAGGAUUUGGUCACCAUGGCAACACAAUUCUACCAGUAUUUACUGCAGCCCUUCAGAGAUAUGCGAGAGCUGGCGACACUGUACAAACUGGAAAUCCUGAAAUCUUUGCAGUAUGAUAAUUUGGGGCCUAGAAGAGUAGCAGCUUUGCAGAAGGAUGCUGAUGAAUGGACUAAGCGAGCUGAGACUGCUGUGUGCUCCAUUCAGGAUAUCACAGUGAACUACUUCAAGGAAACUGUAAAGGCUCUGGCAGCAAUGCACAAACAGAUGGAGCAAGAUGAGGAGAGAUUUGGUAAAACCACCUGGGCAUCAGCUUUGCCACGACUAGAAAACCUGAAAUACAUGUUAGCAAAAGAAACCCUUCAGCAUCUGAGGGCAAGAGAGUUGUGCCUGAAGCAGAAGAGAACUGGCAUUCAGAAACUUAUGGAGAAUCUUGGUGAACAAGAAGAGAAUUUAAGUGUAGUGGAGGAGCUGGAAAUACAGUAUUAUGAAACACAGCUGGAAUUAUAUAAUGUACAGCUUGAAGUAUUGAAACAUGAAGAGAUGCUGCUUAUUGUACAGCUGGACACUAUAAAGAGACAGAUUAAAGAGAAACAGGAUGAAGUUGUUUACUAUGAUACAUGUGAAAAUCCUGAGGAGCUCAAGGUCAUUGAACAGACCAUGGGACAACAUUACGCUAACUUGUCAGCAAUGACGAUGCUGAGGCAGAAGACUAAGCAGUUGGAGACAAAGCGUGGGACUGUCUGUGCGAGGAGAGCCUACCUCAGGAACAAAAAAGAUCAGUGUGAAGCGAGCCACCGGCAGAGACUGCAACAGGCAGAAGAGAGCAGAAAGCGCUUCCAGCAGCAUCACAGCAUUCAGAUAAAGAGAGACAAACAAAAAGAGGAGGAGAAAAAGAAAAAAGCUUGGAUAAGCCAGGAACGUCAGAAAACGCUGGAGAGGCUGAAAGUAUUCAGGGAGAAGUGUCCAGCUCAUGUUGUUCUGAAAACAUCUCGUCCCCAGCCUCACAGUCCCAAGUUGCCACGAGGCAUCCCUCAGCAGGCUGUGGUGCUGUCCCCUCCACCUGCAUCGAGCACAGGGGCAGCCCCAGCAGUUCUGUCCCCUGCACCCUCAUCGAGAGUAAGGACAGCUCUCGAGCAGCCACAGAGCAUUCUGCUUGUAGAAGAUAAGGAACCAAAAGCUUCAUGUCAGAAUACCCCCCCAGCAGACAUCCCUGUCCAGAUUUUUGUUACUGAUGGUGACACAGAGGAACAAAAGCACAGUGAGGAAUUGAUGGUGUCUCCAUGCUCAGCACCCCCUCCUCCACCCCCUCCUCCACCACCUCCUCCCUUGCCCCCUCCACCCCCACCUCCCACCCUACCUCUCCAGUUAAAACCAUCAGCAACAGAGGAUAAACCACUUCCCCUCAGCUCUGAUAGCUCCUCAGAAAGCCCUGCACUGCACAAUCAGGAUGACUCAUCCAGGAGGUCCAUAAAUAAUUGCAUAGGUUCCAUGGAUGAAGUUUUGGCUUCUCUGAAGCGCAGUGAAGUUCACCUUCGCAAAGUGGAGCAGCCAAAUCCGUACGCCUCUGUGAAGGACAACAUCCUCUCUGCCAUAAGGCAAGGGGUUAAACUAAGGAAAGUGAAUCGAGAUACUGAGAGAGAUGUCAGCAGAGGAUCUCCUAAUGAGCUAGAGAGAAGCAUUAAGGCAGCCAUGCAGAGAAUUAAGAAAGUGUCUGCUGAUUCUGAAGAAGAGGAGGACAAUGAUCAGAAUAAUGGAGAAUGGGACAGCUAAGCACCCUAACAGACCUACUGACUGGAACAGAGUGUGUGCCUCAUUUUGCACAUUGUAGAAGACUGUCCCUGUCAAAAUGAAAGAACUGUGUGAUUGUG
Molecule: messenger RNA, 2582 nt
Organism: Vidua macroura (Pin-tailed whydah)
Lineage: Eukaryota; Metazoa; Chordata; Aves; Passeriformes; Viduidae
Gene: WHAMM
Product: WASP homolog associated with actin, golgi membranes and microtubules
Biological process (GO): endoplasmic reticulum to Golgi vesicle-mediated transport; Arp2/3 complex-mediated actin nucleation
Cellular component (GO): cytoplasm; endoplasmic reticulum-Golgi intermediate compartment membrane
Molecular function (GO): actin binding; Arp2/3 complex binding
Source: RefSeq, a predicted model, not a curated record